AGCGCUGGGAGGAUGGAGGGGCCGCACGCCCCCUGAUGACCGACAUUCCUCUUGUUCAUUUUCCUGCUCAUCAGAAGAGCCCAAGGAGCCACGGCAAACGGAACGAAAAGCAAGCGGCUCCGUCAGUGCCCACUUGCCAAGCAUCUUCCUAGACCAGGUGCGGCCGACACGUCCCAAUCCGCGGCUUAGCCACCAGCCAGCCGUCCACUCUCCGCGAGCCGCAAUCAAAACAACAAGAAGAUGAGGUUGACAAUCGCGCUCUUUCUCUCCCUGCUCCUCGCCUCCGCUUCCGCCAGAUCAGUGAUCCAAUCGAGACAAGAUGCUGAGGCAACAACCGAUGUCAUCGAGGCCGUCGAGGCUGCUGUCGCCGAAGUGGCGUCGACCGCGGCACCAGUGGCCGAGGUGACCUCCGCUGCCGUCGCUGAAGUGACCCCGGCUGCCGUGGAGAACGAAGUACUCAACACGACGGACCGCUUCUGCAAGUGCACCAAGCUCGAGUGCAACUGUUGCCGCAAUUUUGCCCUCCCCAUCCUGCCCAUCAGCAGCAAGGGUUGCGCGUCCCUAAAGUACGAGAAAGGUGAUAAAUUGUCUCUCAACAUGAAGCUCGGAGAUAACGUCAUUGUGCGAACCAUGACCAUCGAUGAGAAGAAACCACGUCGCGCGUGUUUGGACAUGCCGGGCGGUUUCAGCCAGUUCUGCGGCCGCGUGUACGGGAUCGCCCGCGAAGGCGAUGAUUUCCGGGCUUGCCUUGGUCUAGAGCUGCGCGCCGUGCUCGACCUGGAAGCCUCACUCAGAGUGUCGUGUUUCAAGUUCAGCGAGCGCGGCGUGAGUCUGACCGCCGCGCCACCCCUGCCCGCUUCCACGGGCGACGAAGAUGACGAUGAUGAUGAUGACGAUGAUGGUGGCUUCUUUGGCGACCUUUUCGGCGACGACGCCGGUGACGACGAUGACGAGAUUGAGUUCCGUCGCCGCGCUAACAACAAGGGAAAGCAGGGCACUUCCGAGGAGGGCGCCGUCACUGAGGAGGAGGACGAUGAUGACGAUGAAGAUGAGGACGCCGAGGACGAUGAUGAGGAGGAUGACGACGAUGACAUCGAGAUUGAAUACGGUGAUGACGAGGAAAACGACGUUGCAGAGGGCGAGGAGACCGACGAGGACGAGGAGGAGGGCGGUGGUCUGUUCGGCUUCCUCUCCGACCUGUUUGGAGAUGAUUCUGACGAGGAGCUCGAGGCCGCCGCCGCCGACACGUCUGACGCCAACACGUCUGACGUCACUGCGUCCGAGGAGGCUGAGCAAACACCAGUCAAGAAGAAGAAGCCAGCCAAGGAUGCCGAGGAGCCCGCCAAGCCUGUCAAGCCUGCUAAACCGGCUGUUGAACCCGCCAAACCUUCCAAACCCGCUAAGCCCGCCAGCACCACUGAGGCGACCGUCUCCGUCUCCACCACAACCACCUCCAAGCCUGAAAGAGUACCGGAUCCCGUGAAGGAGUCUUCCGAGGAGGAGGAGGAUGAUGAUGACGACGAUGAGGAGGACGACGAAGAGGAAAAGGACGAUGAUGAGGACGAUGAGGAAGAUGAUGAGGAGGAAAAGGAUGACGAGGAUGAGAAGGAUGAGGAUGACGAAGAGGAGGAAAACGCCACUGAGGAGCCAGGUAGCUUUAGCAGCGAGCUAGAAGCCGCCAUCAACGAAGUCGUCCAAGAGGUGGAGAGCAUCGGCGAGCUGGAGGUGGCUGACAUCGAUGACGGUGACGACAAGAAGAAGGUAACGACUGCGAAGCCGGACACGACCAAGGCGCCGGUGAGCAACACAACCACCGAGGACGACUCGUCUGACAUCAUCGACGAGAUGGAGAAGUUUGUCGACGAGGUGGGUGAGGUCAGUCUGGACGAUGACGAUGAGGACGACGACAACAGCAGCAGCUCGAAGCCCGUCAAGGAGGAAGAGCAGUCCAAGGACAAGGUGAUGGCGGCCAAGCCCACCGCGUCCGUCAUCGUGAAACGCAGAAACACGAGGGCCACGGGCUUGUAACCCUGCCGCCACGCAACUUAAUUUAUUAAUAAUUUAUUUAUUUAUUUAUUUAAUUUAUUUCUCCGUGCCCGCACAUACCAUCGGCUAUACUCGAAAAUGAAAGAAACACCGCAUUUGCUCAAUGUAAAUAUAAUUGUUAAGGAAAAGUGUUUUUGUUGAAUUUCUAUCGCAAGCGAAACGAUUGAUUAUUUAUUGUAUGUAAUACACGCUCUCCGCUCAUUAAUCGAUAAUAGACUGAGGUUUAUUGCCCAUUUUACCAUGUCAGCACAACAAUGAAUGUUUGAUAUAAAUUUUGGAAAAUCCACGGUCGGGCAGCGUCUGAAAUUUUCACCAAAUAAAAAAGACGGAGGUGUCACCAUGUCACUCGCGCGAUACUCUAUUUAUUGCCAUAAUAAUGAUAAAUAAAGUCUAGAAAGCUUAAGAAUCAA
Messenger RNA from Cloeon dipterum, 2456 nucleotides. RefSeq names its product protein starmaker-like. Bases 241 to 2028 code for a protein of 595 amino acids. The record is from RefSeq and is a predicted model, not a curated record. Lineage: Eukaryota; Metazoa; Arthropoda; Insecta; Ephemeroptera; Baetidae. The transcript has 7 exons.